GAACUCCACAGUAUACAAACUUUUUGGGAACAAGAAUUAUGGACGUGUCCCGCUACCGAGAUUGAAAUGGUGCUUGGAUAUUAGAUUACCAUGUUUCCCUUUUUUAAAGCAGCAGGAAGAACAUGAGCUUGGUAACCACAAACAACAGUCAGUGUGAAAGCGAGAGGAUUCACUUCACAACUGUAGAGCUGCACGCCAUGACUCUGGACAGCUCUCUGCUGCUGCUAAUGGAGCUCUACACAGAAGCACUGGACUAUCUGAAGGCCUAUGGCAUCUCGCCCGUGACUGAAGAUGAGAUUAUGGUUUCUGACUUACUACAGGAUGUGUUCGCUGAGGAGACAGAGUGGGUUUCUCACAGCUCUUUGCAAACUGAGCCAUGUUUGCCAUCCACUCCAACAACCGAGAGCCCAGAUGACCUGCUUCAGAAGAGAACAGUGGUUCUGAAAGGGGUUCUGAUCAGUGAGGAGAUCUACCUGACAGAGCUUGAGACGCUUCUCACGCCUAUGAAAGCUUUGAGGGCAGCAGCGGGAACCUCUCAACCUGUGUUGUCCACUGAGCAGGUUCAGACUGUGUUUUAUCAAAUCCCUGAGCUCAGAGAUCUGCACAAGGACUUUUACACAAACCUUCGGGCCAAACUGCAACCUGAUGAAGUGAUGGACCCAGGGUCACAACAAGGCCCGGAGAGGGAGGAGGCCCCAGUGAUGCAGCUUUGCCACAGGGAGCAUCAUUUUUGUGUGGGAGACCUGUUUCAUAAGUUUGUCAACCAGUUAGGAGUGUAUCGGGGCUUCAUUGACAACUAUGAGAGUGCAGUGGAGAUCGUGCAGAAGUGUAUGCAGUCAGACCAGCGUUUCAGGACGCUUGCAGAGAGUAUGAUGUCCUCCAAAGGGUCAGACAAUGUCAAAACUAAGUACACCUUUGAAGCUCUCCUGUAUAAGCCGUUAGACAGAGUGAUGAAAACCACACUUGUGUUGCACGAUUUGUGGAAGCACACGCCCCCCGAUCACCCCGACAGCAUCACGCUGCAGGAAGCGCUUCGUCUCUCCAGCAGCUUUCUCUCUGGGGUCAAUGAACGGUCGCAGUGCAAACGUUCUGUCAAGCUCAGCAGAGGAGAGAGACGUCAGCUGAUGCGAGAUGGGUUUGUGGUAGACGUGUGUGAGAACGGGCACAACCUGAGACACCUCUUCCUGUACACAGACAUGCUGCUAUGUGCCAGACUGACAAGUGCAGGGAGGCAGCCACAGUACAGGUUUUGCUGGUACUUGCCAUUGGUUGGCCUGAAGCUGCACUGGGCAGCUGAACAUCUGCCCUCAUCAGAAUACCAAGUGAAAAUCAGUAAAACCAGAGCCAAAAUGUACCAGCUCAAACAAGCACUCCAGCAACACACGAAAGGAGGCAAGGUGUCAAUUUCUCGUGCUGUUGAUCGCUUGAGGCGCAAACUUGAAGAGUGUGAGAUCUGGCUCCUAACAAACACGCCAUCUUUUACUUUAGACCUACAUAGCACCAGUGGAAAGAGUCACACUAUCCGACUGUUUUCUUUGUAUGACCUGAUUGAGUGGAAAGAAGCCAUUGAGAAACAGAGUGGAAACUGUAUCGAGACAGUUCCUCCAGACCUGCUGUCUGUUACCGGUUCCUGUAUCAAACUCAGAAUGACUCAACAACCUCCCCUUCACUGCGUUCAGUCCACUUCUAUUGUGUCUUUCACAGAUGAAAGUGCACAUAUAUGUGGGAGCUUAUAUGUGAUGGUUCAAUCGGCGUGUGGUCUGCAAAACCCGAGCAGUGCAUAUGUGUGUGUGGAGGUAGACGGCUUUGAGUUUUACGACAGACAAAAACAAACCUGCCUUUCAGCCUUCUGUGUUACACCUCAAUGGGAUGAGGAGCUUAUGUUUCAAGUGGAGGGAGCACGGCAGCUGUUCAUGGUAUUUGUGUCUCAGUAUGAGAACGGCAUACAGGAUGACAUUGUGGGCAGGGCGGUGUUAAAUCUGGACACUGACAACAUAUUUAAGAAAUGGAAGAAAGUCACUUGUUCUUUGGGCCAAGUUGAUGUGACCUUGUCAAUCAAGUACAUGCCCCACCCUCUCGAGCCUCCUAGCACCACCCCUCUAGGUCAGGAACCAGUGUACUGUGUGCCGAUUGGACAAGUGGCAAUGCAAGAGAGUGUGCUGGUCCCUCACAUUGUCCGUUCCUGUGUGGAGGAGAUUGAGAGGAGGGGUCUGAAAGAAGAGGGGAUCUACAGAAUCUCAGGAGCCAGCACCGAGAUACAAGCACUAAAACAUGCAUUCAACACUAAUUACCGUGAGGCUGUGAGUAAACUGAGGACUGUAGAUGUGAAUGCUGUAUCAGGCACUCUGAAACUGUACUUUAGAGAACUUCCUUUACCUCUUAUUCCCUCUGAGCAAUUCAAGGAGCUUGCAGAUGCACUAGACAUUGCCGAUCCAUAUCUCAGGGCCGACAGCAUGCUGACUCUGUUGCAGGCUCUACCAGAUGUAAACCGCAACACUCUCCUCUUCCUCUUACAUCACCUGAGACGUGUUGCAGAGAGGAAGGGAGAGAAUAAAAUGUCUCUGAGUAAUUUGGCCACAGUGUUUGGCCCCAGCCUUUUGCGCCCUCCAGUGGCUCGUGUCGACAUAUCUCAAGAAGUGGAGGUUCAGGUUCAGGUGAUUUAUCUCUAUCUGCAGUGUCAGAACCUUCCAGAAGCUCUUCUCACAAAACAUCAGGACAUUGAUGAUCUAGAGACAUGAGCCUUCAACAACCAGACUCCUUUUCUGUCUGCGUAUCCAUGGUCAUAUCUGUAAAUUU
Molecule: messenger RNA, 2796 nt
Organism: Sinocyclocheilus anshuiensis
Lineage: Eukaryota; Metazoa; Chordata; Actinopteri; Cypriniformes; Cyprinidae
Product: active breakpoint cluster region-related protein
Exons: 24
Coding region: 123-2738 (871 amino acids)
Biological process (GO): signal transduction; positive regulation of GTPase activity
Cellular component (GO): membrane
Molecular function (GO): GTPase activator activity; guanyl-nucleotide exchange factor activity
Source: RefSeq, a predicted model, not a curated record